AAAACAGCACGAAACCCCAUAUAACUAGGUAGCAAAGCCAGAAAUACAGAAAAGAGCUUAAAUAGUUUUAUUCUUGCAAAAAUUAUUUGCUCCCAACGGACCCUUCUUUCUCUCUUUUCCUUUCCUGAAUUUGAGCAUUGCAUUUUCUUGUUCCCUGCGAAGUUUCCCCAAGAGUGGUUCAUCGCAUUUAGCUUCUUUUGUCCAAAAGGACUUGUUUUCUGGUUGGAAGUUCUCAUUUUCGUGUCAGCAAUUAGUCUAUAUUUAAGGGCUCCUUGCAUCUCGUUCUGUAACAAAAUAGCAGAAUGAGUAAACAGGACUUCUUGAGGACUCAGAGUUGUGUUCUCAGAGUGAACAUCGAUUGUGAUGGUUGCAAGGACAAGGUCAAAAGGAAAUUGCUGAAAAUUGAUGGAGUUUAUACUGUUAAAAUAGAUGUAGACCAACAAAAAGUUACUGUGACGGGAAAUGUUGAUCCAGCUACACUGAUAAAGAAGCUUGACAAGGCUGGAAAGCACGCAGAAUUGUGGGGAGCACAGAAAGGCGGGGGUGGUGCAUUCAACUUGAUCAACCAGUUCAAGAAUAUGCAAAUUGAUAACUUUAAAGGUGGGAAAGAUAACAAAUCUCAAAAGGGUGGAAAGGAUCAGCAGAAGGGUGGCCAACAAGCUCAUCAGCUGCAGAAUCUUAAAGGGCCAAAGGAUCAUCUGAAAUUUCCUCCCAAGGAUCAGAAAUCUGUCAAGUUUAGAUUGCCUGAUGAAGAUGAUGAAUUCGACGAUGAUGAUUUUGACGAGUUUGAUGAUGAUUAUGAUGAUGAGUUAGAUGAUGAAUUUGAUGAUGGUUUUGAUGGUGCUCAUCAUAAGCAUCCAUCUGCAAAAACUAUACCUAUUAUGGGUGGCGGUGGCGGUGGUGGACCUGGUGGAGGCGGUGGUCAUGGACCUAACAAGGGGUCUAAUGGUAUAAUGAAUGGUUUUUUGAAAGGUGUUUUCAAUGGUGGGAACGCCAAGAAAGGUGGUGGGGCUGAUAUAUCUAUGCAAAUUAAAGGUAUGGGAGGUAAUAAUGACGGUAAGAAUGGCAAUGGAGGUAAGAAUGGUAAGGGAGGCAAUCAAAAUCAGGGCGGUCAAGGUGGUAAAAAUGGCGGUAAAAAUGGUGGAGGCAUGCCAGGGGAGGGUAAGAACGGUGCGGUAAAUGGUAAAGGUCAGAAUAAUAGCAAUGGUGGAGGAAAGAUUAAUGAGAGCUGGGGUAAGAAUGGGGUAGGGAAGAUGAGUGGGGGCAUGAUGAUGAACAAUUUACCCCAGGGAUUUCAUGACAUGGAUAUGAACCACAGAGGACCAGUUCCCAGGACUAUGGGUCAAAUGCCCCAAAUGGGCGGCUAUCCAAUGGGUCCUGCCGGAAAUAUGCCGGCGGUGCAGGGACUACCGGCCGGUGCAGGGAUGAACGGUGGGUAUUAUCAAGGUAUGGGACAGGGGAACCCUUAUAUGAACCAGCAAUACAUGGCUCAAAUGAUGAUGAAUCAACAGCAAGCUAAUGGUGGUCAUGGCAUGUACCACCCUAUGAUGUAUGCCCGCCCCCCGGCCCCCAUGCACUAUGGACCGCCGAUGAUGGCGCCUCAGGCCACAGAUCAUUAUACUCACAUCUUCAGUGAUGAAAAUACUGACAGUUGUAGUAUCAUGUAAAUUGGAAUUGCUUCUGUUUUGUUCUGGUUUACUACUUAGCAUAGGAUAUGAGUUUGUGCUAUGUUUUGGUUUGUAAGUUGAGAGUCGCAAGUUGCAACAAUCCAAUGCUACUCAGAAGUGGUUAGUUUAUCAUUUCUUUCUUCUC
Molecule: messenger RNA, 1812 nt
Organism: Coffea eugenioides
Lineage: Eukaryota; Viridiplantae; Streptophyta; Magnoliopsida; Gentianales; Rubiaceae
Product: heavy metal-associated isoprenylated plant protein 33-like
Exons: 3
Coding region: 303-1667 (454 amino acids)
Molecular function (GO): metal ion binding
Source: RefSeq, a predicted model, not a curated record